AUGGGUAGAAACACUCCAGAGCAUGGCGAUCCUGAUUCUUUGCCGAGCUCAAGCCAGCCGAGCAAGUCAAACAGCGAGGAUGGUCCUACACCCCCGGCCAACGUCGAUGACGCCGCGCUGGUUCGCAAGAUUGACAUGCGCGUAAUGCCAAUGCUGUUUGCGAUUUAUUUCGUCGCGUUUUUGGAUCGAGUGAACAUCUCCAACGCGCUCACAAUGAGCAUGCCAGAGGAUCUGAAUUUGUACGGCGAUCGUACAAAUGUCGCCCUGUUGAUCUUUUAUAUCCCAUACGUUCUGUUGGAGAUCCCCUCUAACAUCCUCAUGAAAAAGCUCAAGCCCCAUAUCUGGCUGUCUGGGUGUAUCGUGGCAUUUGGCGUUGUCAUGCUCGGUCAGGCCUUCGUUCAUAACUACGCAGGUCUGAUUGCGACUCGCUUCUUCCUCGGAUUAGCGGAAUGCGGUAUCUUCCCUGGAAGCUUCUAUCUGAUCAGCUUUUGGUACAAGCGUGCCGAGGCACAGAAGCGAUUCACGAUGUAUUGGUCUGCCGUGAUCUUUGCCGGUGCCUUUGGUGGGCUCAUCGCCUCAGGAAUUGCCAAAAUGGAUGGCAUGCGUGGACUGGAAAAUUGGCGAUGGAUCUUCUUGCUGGAAGGCAUCGCGUCUAUCCUCGUUGGCAUCGCGGCGUUUUUCUUCUGCGCUGAUUUCCCACAGCAGGCAUCCUGGUUAACCGAGGAUGAGAAGACUGCUGUGGUUGUGAAAACUCGCAACUAUAACGAUGAUGAUGACAAGGUGACAAAGUCUGAUUUGGCCAAGAGCUUCAAAGACCUGAAGCUGUGGCUGGCCACAAUCAUGUAUUUCACAAUUGUGAUUCCAAUCUACGCCUUCUCUUACUUUGCUCCGACCAUCAUCAAGUCACUUGGAUACGGAACCAUCCAGACCCAAUUGCACAGCGUGCCCCCCUUCGCCGCUGCCGUGGGACUAUGCGCGAUCACCGCAUAUCUCUCCGAUCGAUGGGCCAUCCGCGUCCCAUUCAUUCUCUUUGGUGAUCUGCUGAUCAUCAUCGGCCUAGCAAUCAUGUUGACCAUGCACGGCGCGAGUCACUUCUCCGCCGAGUAUCUUGGAAUCUGCUUCAUCACUAUGGGAGCCUUCACCUCUGGUGCGGUCAUCAUCUGCUGGGCCAUGAUGAACAUGCAUGGCCACAAGGAGCGUAGUAUUGGGUCCGGCGUGGUGAUCGGCAUUGGUAAUGCGGGUGGUAUUGUCGCUGUCUUUUGCUUUACCAGUGACGAUGCACCCUUGUAUAAGCGCGGAUACUGGAUUUUGAUGGGUGUCACUCUCGCUGGUACAGUGAGCACCCUGGCAUAUCUCUUGGUUGUGUUGCGUGAGCGGCGUCAUCAGUUACAAGUAGAAGGCAGGACGGACAAGGAGAGGAUUGCCUCACUUUAG
Penicillium salamii is the source of this 1434-nucleotide messenger RNA. NCBI's taxonomy places the organism in Eukaryota, Fungi, Ascomycota, Eurotiomycetes, Eurotiales, Aspergillaceae. The record is from the annotation of a GenBank genome assembly.